AUGCACAGCCUACUGUUCUGUUGGCUGAUACAACUUGUACUGUCACUGUCGACUCUAUUGGCUCAAUUUAAUCCAUACUUUGAGGACGGCAGUAGCGGUGCCAUAGUGCAACUUUUCGAAAGGACCUUCGAGGACAUCGAGACAGAGUGCGCCCUCUAUCUGGGCCCGAAGGGGUUCGGUGCGGUGCAGGUGUCUCCUGUGAACGAAGUUCGCGUCAUGCCAAACCGCUCCUGGCGCGAACGGUACGAGCCCAUUUCGUACAAAAUAGCGGGUCGUUCGGGUGAUGAAUCACAGCUCCGUUCGAUGGUGCGGGCUUGUAACGAUGCUGGUGUUCGGGUUUACGUGGAAGUGGUGCUAAAUCAUAUGGCUGGAGGAAGCGGAUCGGUGAAGGGUACCGGGGGAUCAGUAGCGAAUCCUGGUUAUCGGGAGUAUCCAGAAGUACCUUAUGGUGCAGGGGAUUUCAACGAAGCUUGUACGAUUUUGGACGAAAGUGAUCCACACGAGGUGCGAAAUUGCCUGUUGGACGAUUUACCUGAUUUGAAUCAGGGUUUGGCGAGAGUUAGACAGAGGAUGAUUGAUUUUCUAAACAAGUUGAUCCGGAUAGGGGUAACAGGAUUCUACAUUCAUGCUGCGAAGAAUAUUUGGCCACAUGAUUUGAGGGCAAUUUAUACGAAUCUGGAGAAUUUGACUACUACGGGAAUUUCCCCCGGGAGCCGACCGUUCAUUUACCACGAUAUUGCAGAUUUCGAUGAGGGAGGCUCACGGAAGAACGAAUACACCUUAAUGGGCAUGGCAACAGAGUAUCGCUUCGCAUAUGAUAUCGCAGAUGUCAUGUUCAAGCGAAGGCCUUUCCAUUACAUGGUCAAUCUCGGUACAAGGCUUGGCUAUAUACCGAGGGAGCGAUCGAUUGUAUUUCUAGAUUCCCCCGCUUUACAAAGGGUUCCUGAUUUGGAUGAAGCACCGGCAAUAGUCACUUUUAAAAAUCAACGCCUUUAUAAAAUUGCCAUGAUUUUUAUGUUGGCGCAUCGUUAUGGAACUCCGAGAAUCAUGAGCUCCUUUCUGUUUUUGGACAUUGACGAUGGACCUCCAAGCGAUGGACGUGGAAAGAUCACCAAAAUCGCAUUGGAUGAUAAAGAUCAGUGCACUGGUGGGUGGAUUUGCGAGCAUCGAUGGAGCGUAGUGCAGCAGAUGAUGAGGUUUAGAAAGGAAGUAUCCGGGCAGGCUGUGAUCAACUGGGUAGACAACGGACAAAACCAGGUUGCUUUUUGCCGAGGAAAAGUUGGAUUCGUUGCAUUCAAUGCGGAAAUUUCGCUUGCUUUGAAAGCGAAUCUGUUUACCUGCCUCGCACCGGGAAUGUAUUGUGAUAUUAUUAGUGGAAAAGCAGAAGACGGGGCCUGUACGGGAACGGCAGUGCUAGUAGAUGACGAUGGAAGAGCAGAUAUUUACGUUGGGAGUACGGUUGAAGAACCGUUUGUUGUACUGUUGGCAAGUGAAAAGGCUUAG
Ochlerotatus camptorhynchus is the source of this 1503-nucleotide messenger RNA. RefSeq names its product alpha-amylase 4N-like. The coding region runs from base 1 to 1503 and encodes 500 amino acids. The record is from RefSeq and is a predicted model, not a curated record. The transcript is spliced from 2 exons. Gene Ontology annotation, molecular function: cation binding; alpha-amylase activity. Gene Ontology annotation, biological process: carbohydrate metabolic process. Lineage: Eukaryota; Metazoa; Arthropoda; Insecta; Diptera; Culicidae.